GGUUGACAUCUUACCUAGGUGUCAUUUCAUUGCACGGUGCUAUAUAGUGCAUGAUUAAACAUUUCACCACUGUGUAGGUUUUAGGAUAGACGGAUGUUCUUUGUCUUCGUACAGGGCCUGGAGGGACUACCUAGGAAAAGAAAUAUUACAAAACUGGCACCUUAUCAAUCAGAAUGAAGACCAUUUCUGUCUUCUAUUGUCUUCUUUAUGCUGUUGUGAUAGAGGGAGCAGACAUCUACGCAGAGGGAUUGGAGGGGGGAGAAGUCUCGUUCCGGUGUUCACACAGACUUGCUUGGAAAAACGAUAAAUACCUCUGUAAGGAUCUAUGUAAAGGCAAACAGGAUAUAUUGGUUACUGUGCAAUCUGGUGGAAGAGCAGUGUCAGGGAGGAUAACUCUAGUGGAUACAGGGGACGGAGUCUUCACUGUGACCUUCAGUCAACUCCAGCUGUCGGACGUAGGGAGAUACUGGUGCUCAGUGGACAGGCCUGGCUUGGAUACAUUCACUGCAGUGCACCUUACCGUAAAGGAAGCUCUUCCAAAUGAGACAACAACUGUCAUAUCUAACCUUGAAUCUGGACUGCCCACGUUGACAUAUCAGAAUAUUUCCAACUCAACAGAAUUACCAUCUGAAGUGGAUACCAGUGGGCCUGCAAACCUUUCAACUGCCUCAAACAGCACUAAUGGAGGAGGACAGAACACCAGCACAGGGGCUGAAUUGUACGCUACUAUUGGGGUUGUUGCCGUACUGACUAUCUUGAUGCUGGCAGUGAUUAUCAGGAACUGCAGAGAAACCUUGAAUUCUCAGCCACAAGUUUGCUCCAACAGCAAAGACCUCAGCAGUGCAGAUGUGAAAGAGGUUGACUGUGAGUACGAUGACAUUGGUGGGGAAGUGCAGUUACAAAAAAAAAUAUCAAAGAGGCUCUCUUGUACUCAUCAGCCAAAGCAGGACCCGGCAACACCUGCCUCUUCAGCAGCUGAAUGUAACGCCUCCCUGCAUAUCUAUGAAAACAUCAGCUGUGCCAAAGGUACAGCACAUUCAAGAUGCUCAGCCACAAACAACAGAGGCGAGCAUGACCCAAGCUCUGGGAUCUACAUCAAACCUUUGCCUCCUUUAUCUGAAAGAGCUGCUGAAGGCUGUCUUAAAUCUACAGCAACUACAAGUGCGACAAGCCAAAACACAGAGAGCUGCACAAGCAAAGCUCUCCACUUCCCGUCUCGCAGUGAUUCCACAGAAGUGAAGCCCAGAUCACUUUGGUUUGGUUUGGAUUUAUCAGGAGUAGUGUGA
Molecule: messenger RNA, 1286 nt
Organism: Plectropomus leopardus (leopard coralgrouper)
Lineage: Eukaryota; Metazoa; Chordata; Actinopteri; Perciformes; Serranidae
Cellular component (GO): plasma membrane
Molecular function (GO): transmembrane signaling receptor activity
Source: RefSeq, a predicted model, not a curated record